This is a messenger RNA of Sparassis crispa, 309 nucleotides long. RefSeq lists its product as hypothetical. The coding region runs from base 1 to 309 and encodes 102 amino acids. NCBI's taxonomy places the organism in Eukaryota, Fungi, Basidiomycota, Agaricomycetes, Polyporales, Sparassidaceae. The record is from RefSeq and is a predicted model, not a curated record. The transcript has 2 exons.
AUGUCGACCACUCGAUGGACAGACUUUGUCAACGGUGCUACCGUGAUCACACUCGUUCUCAGUGCCAUCUCGUUUCUCCAGGUUGCAGUCACUACUACAAACACCGUAUCUGCCAGUAGUAGUCUCAAGGCCGCCAAAGAGAAGCUCGACGAGAUCGAUGAGAUUAUUAAGGCUCUCAACCCAGAAGACCACGACAAGAUAGAGAAACUUCAGCCUCGACUCUUGGUCGAAACACGAGCGGAAGUCAAUAUGCUUCGCAAGAAGGUUGAGAAGCUCCAGGCGGACCUCUAUUCGGCCAAAUUCACCUAG